Branchiostoma floridae (Florida lancelet) is the source of this 1657-nucleotide messenger RNA. RefSeq lists its product as uncharacterized. Bases 282 to 1145 code for a protein of 287 amino acids. Lineage: Eukaryota; Metazoa; Chordata; Leptocardii; Amphioxiformes; Branchiostomatidae. Gene Ontology annotation, molecular function: hydrolase activity. The transcript has 8 exons. The record is from RefSeq and is a predicted model, not a curated record.
GAGGUAAGGGUUCGGUAGUAAUAGUACCUGGCAAGGCCGAAUGUUUUUCCGACGCUACACAGUCCCGAUCAGGCCUGAUCCCGAUACUAUCGUCACUGCGUCUGAUCAAGGCUAAAUUUGUAUAUCUUGUGGGUCGUUUGAUGUCAGCAAUCGGUUCCGACGUGCUAACAAGACUCAGUGUACUUGGUACCAGAACAGAAGCAAGUUCAGCAGGGGAGGCAAAGUCCCACCACGGUGCCCUAUGACCGAGUGUCCCGUUGCUUGAGUUGUGGACAGGAAACAUGGCCGAGGGUUCCGCCCCUACCGUGGACACUCACGUCCAUUUAUGGGACCUGGAGAAGUGGAAAUAUGCUUGGCCAACUCCUGACCUGAAACCGCUAUGGCACAACUUCUACCCAGAGGACCUACAGACAGCCAUGGGGACCACACCUGUACAGAACAUCAUCCUGGUCCAGGUCCUCAACCACUCCACAGAGGAGACUGAGUGGGAGCUGGACCUGUGUGAGAAGCACCCAUUCCUGGCCGGGGUGGUGGGCUGGGUGGAUCUUACUGAUCCACAGCUGGAAUCAACCCUAGAUAGACUUGCCUCCAGUCCCUACUUCCUGGGCGUUCGGUACAUCCUGGAUUUCGAGGCAGAUGAUUGGCUGGCUCGUUCUGACGUUCAGAAUGGCCUGGGCUUGUUGGAGAGGAAAGGGCUGACCUAUGACCUGCUGAUCAGGCCCAGGCAUUUCAGAUAUGCUAAGGAAGUUGUCUCCAAGUUUCCCAAGUUGAAGUUUGUGAUCAACCAUCUGGCCAAGCCCCACAUCAAGGAUGGAGUGAUAGAGGGAUGGAGAGAAGGGAUGGAAGAGCUGUCCAGGUUUCCUAAUGUCUACUGUAAGCUGUCAGGGAUGGUGACAGAAGCAGACCCAGACCACUGGACUGUGGAGGACUUCAGGCCAUAUGUUCAGCAUGUCCUGCAGUGUUUUGGUGCUGAGCGCUGCAUGUUUGGCUCGGACUGGCCGGUGUGUCGUCUGGCCAAGUCUGACUACCCACAGGUCCACCAGGUGCUGUCCCAGUGCUUGGAUGGCUGCACCAACGAGCAAAAGGAAGCCAUCUUUGGGAGGAAUGCUGUGGAGUUCUACAACAUCAAGACCCUCAUGAGCUAGAGACAAAUAUCUGUAUCUGUAUACUUGGUACAAUGGCCCCUUGAUGUAACAAACCAGCUUUGCUGGCACACAGUGUUUUGUAAUUUUUACAUUUUAGCUGCAAGCAUUGUUUAAAGUUAUAAAUUUAGUGAAGAUGCAGCUGCUGUACUUUCGUGGUACAUGUACAUGCCAAAUAUUGGUGGUGUUUUCUUGCCAAAACUGUUCUACUUAACAGCUUCAUAGCACAAUACAUGACAAAUAAAUGAAAGUAGAGAAUGUAAAUUUGCUACCAUAAACAAAUGUUUUACAUCAUAUGAUGUAAAAUAUUUAUGAUUGACUGCUGCAAAUGGCAUCUACUUGUGAACAUACCUAAUAUUGGAAAAAAAAAAUACAACUUAUACUUUCGGCUUACAGGACUCUUACAAACACACACACACGAUCUCUGUCGAAAGCAGUAGAAUACCAUUGUCUCUGAGUUGUCAUUUUCCCAAGCUAGCUACGAGUGAUUUAACACACACACACACACAAAUAUA